GGAGAUGUCUGGCCGAGGCAAGCAGGGCGGCAAGGCGCGCGCCAAGGCCAAGUCCCGCUCGUCCCGGGCGGGGCUGCAGUUCCCGGUGGGCCGCGUGCACCGCCUGCUCCGCAAGGGCAACUAUUCGGAGCGGGUCGGGGCGGGCGCGCCGGUGUACCUGGCGGCCGUGCUGGAGUACCUGACGGCCGAGAUCCUGGAGCUGGCGGGCAACGCGGCCCGCGACAACAAGAAGACGCGCAUCAUCCCGCGCCACCUGCAGCUGGCCAUCCGCAACGACGAGGAGCUCAACAAGCUGCUGGGCCGCGUGACCAUCGCGCAGGGCGGCGUCCUGCCCAACAUCCAGGCCGUGCUGCUGCCCAAGAAGACCGAGAGCCACCACAAGGCCAAGAGCAAGUGAGGCCGCUGAGGCGGGCCGGCCACGGCUGUGCGCCCCAGGGGCCCCGUGACACCAAAGGCUCUUUUAAGAGCCACCCACAGCCUCCGCAAAAGAGCCGCACUGAGCACGCAGCCUGAGCCUGUCCAGGCGCCGCCGCCUCCUGCGAGGCGCACGGGGAAGCUGGGCAAGACCUGGGUGCGCUCGCGCACCUAGUGGGCGCCUGUGCGGGUGUGCGCGGGACACGUGGGCGGCCUUGGCCUUCCACCCAGCCUCCUCCCUCCUCCGCGCCCCCGGUAGUUUCGGGAAGGGUCAGCUAUGGCUGGAGAUCACUGCCUCUGGAUGGAUGCCUAGAGUGAUCCUCUGGCCCCUGUAGACUCCAAUACAGGCUGUCCGCUUCCGAAGCAGGCUCACCUGGUGUUGCAGAUGGGCAGUUUAUGCAGAGCACCUGCUUUUGGGGGGCCCCUACAUAAACCUUAACGAUUUACACUUUCAAACAUAAAGAUGCUUGACUGAGCAGUGGACAUUGCAAACUAGAAACAUGAGGUCCACCCGAGUUAAUCUGGGCGUGAAUGUCUUGCAAAGGGUUUGUGUUCGAAAACCAUUUGCAGCAUUUUAAAAAUCCUAUUUUUAAAAAGUGUAGA
Molecule: messenger RNA, 1017 nt
Organism: Nyctereutes procyonoides (raccoon dog)
Lineage: Eukaryota; Metazoa; Chordata; Mammalia; Carnivora; Canidae
Product: histone H2A type 3
Exons: 1
Coding region: 5-397 (130 amino acids)
Cellular component (GO): nucleosome
Molecular function (GO): structural constituent of chromatin; DNA binding; protein heterodimerization activity
Source: RefSeq, a predicted model, not a curated record